This is a messenger RNA of Penicillium daleae, 1761 nucleotides long. Its product is annotated as putative amino acid transporter. The coding region runs from base 1 to 1761 and encodes 586 amino acids. Gene Ontology annotation, molecular function: amino acid transmembrane transporter activity. Lineage: Eukaryota; Fungi; Ascomycota; Eurotiomycetes; Eurotiales; Aspergillaceae. Gene Ontology annotation, biological process: amino acid transmembrane transport. Gene Ontology annotation, cellular component: membrane. The transcript has 14 exons. The record is from RefSeq and is a predicted model, not a curated record.
AUGACGGCGGCAUGGCAGUCACCAGAACAUGAUGUUAAGGAUGAAAGCUCAGCCCUCCACAGCCCCGACAUUAAUCCUGAUUAUCCAUCUGUUGACGAUGGUGUUGACGAUGGGUCACAGGAUGAUGGCAUCCGUGACCGCAAAAGUGACAGCCUAUGGAGAGUCUUGAACGAGAGGCAAAUUAACAUGAUCGCAUUUACUGGUGUCUUUCUCAACAUAGAACAAUCGGAAAUGGACUCUUCCUUGGCAGUGGGAAAGUACUUGCAACAGCCGGACCUGGAGGUGCAGUUCUCGCCUACGCUAUCAUGGGUACCGUCAUCUCAGCGGUUCUCUUACGUAGUUAUGGGUGCCGAUCAAAUAGUCACUGUCGCAUCUGCCAUACGAUUCCAAUACGGUGAUGAUCACACGUUCAUCAGCUGGGAUACAGGCAUGAAUACGAAUCCCGCCAUAUGGAUUUCGGUGUUUCUGGUUGCGGUUGUCGUUUUGAACAUGAUCCCAGUGAAGGCGAGUCGUUACUUUGGAGAAUUUGAAUACCUCGUCGGAUGCAUCAAAAUUGUGUUUAUCACAAUGUUGAUUCUAACAAUGUUCAUUCUCAACGUCAUGAAGCCGCGGUCCAAUGCAUAUUACAGUACUUCAGUGGGGACAAAAUAUUGGAACUCUCCAUACGGCUUUUUCAAUUCGGCCCACGAGGUCAAGGAUGAAUAUGGGAAUCUCGACCAAACAAUCACAGGAUCUGUUGGGCGAUUUUUAGGCGUCUGGACUGCUUGUACUCGAGCAAUCUUUGCUUACACGGGCAUGGACAUGGUCACCAUCACGGCAGCGGAGAGCAAGGCACUCGCAGACUCAGAGGCCAUGAAAAUGGCUUCACGAAAGAUUUCUCUCCGUAUUAUCACCUUGUACAUUCUAUGUGUGCUGACGGCAUCAUUCCUGGUGCCAACAGAUCACCCUUUCAUCAACGGAGAGGGACAAUCUACUGGAUCCCGCUCGAUCUUUAUUAUUGCUGUUGUUGAAGCUGGGUUGCCUGCGCUUGGUGAAUUUUUCAAUGCAAUGUUUCUGUUCUCAGCGGCCACAUGCGCCGCUGACAACCUAUACGUGGCAUCACGAGUCUUGCAUACUCUUGCACUGCGAGAUCAGACUGGGCCCGAAUUCAUCACAAGGAGGCUGAGGCAAUGUCGCGCCGGUGUGCCAAUGAGAGCUGUGCUUCUAUCCGCGGCCGUGAUGCUUGUUGCAUAUCUGGGACCUACUGGUGCGACUGGUGCACGACUUAACGAACUGUCGUCCAACUGUACGGUGUCUUUUUUGAUAGUCUAUGCCACGAUCUGUGCAACUUACCUAUGCUUCUACCGAGCACUGGACGAAGCGAAGCAAUAUGGCAACACCAGUCAGACGCAAGCUGCAACCUAUGAUCGGAAUCAUAUUCGUUACCCUUACAAGUCCCACGCACAGUGGCUUAAGGCAGGAUAUGGCAUGGUCGCCUGCAUCAUCAUGCUCAUAUUCAACGGUGUCGACUCGUUCUUAACCACUCCGUUUGACUCUCGGACAUUCAUUGCCUCAUAUAUCAGUAUCCCCGUCUUCCUCUUGCUUAUCAUCAGCUACAAGAUCCGCAGACACGGGUUCAGAUUCUCCCAAUGGGGCCCAGAGAGAUCCAAGGAUCUUCGAAACUGUGUCCAAGUAUCAAGUGACAAGAGAAAGGGUAGGCUUGAAUUAGCUGAUCCCGUCUUCUCCUUCGAGAACGUGAAGAGAUUCGUCGGUCAUGGGUGA